CAUUACAGGGCUUGGUUUGCUUCCUACAAUGAAGACAGCAGCAUUAUUUGGGAGCCUGAUGGAAAUGGCAUUUCUUUCACUUAUGCCGACUGCUCAAUGCUCGAGCUGAUUUCACUGGAACAUUGGGCUAUCAUGGAUGGUUAUGAAUUUGCAUGUGAUGAAUUUGUCGAUGCCCUAACUUGUGUCUCUCUUGAAACAAUGAGUACGGAAAAUGGGAGCAAGAAUUCCAUUGCUGUGGAAAUGACAAUCAACCCAGGAGAAGAUUUGGCUGUAAAGUGA
Suillus discolor is the source of this 279-nucleotide messenger RNA. RefSeq lists its product as uncharacterized. Lineage: Eukaryota; Fungi; Basidiomycota; Agaricomycetes; Boletales; Suillaceae. The transcript is spliced from 3 exons. The record is from RefSeq and is a predicted model, not a curated record. The annotation marks the transcript as partial.